Daldinia loculata is the source of this 534-nucleotide messenger RNA. RefSeq lists its product as uncharacterized. NCBI's taxonomy places the organism in Eukaryota, Fungi, Ascomycota, Sordariomycetes, Xylariales, Hypoxylaceae. The transcript has 2 exons. The record is from RefSeq and is a predicted model, not a curated record. Bases 1 to 534 code for a protein of 177 amino acids.
AUGAAAUUCAUAGUUUAUACAGCUUUCUGCGCUCUAGUCGCUACUACUGCAGCUCUCCCGCAAGACAUCUCUGGCUCGGGGCAGAUUUACGUCAUUAACAGCACCGACUUUCAGAAUGCCUCUCCCGCCGAUAGCAUCGGGUGUCUAGACGCGAAGGGCAGCUUUUCCGAGUCGGACUGCGCGACCUUCACCCGGCUCGACACUUAUCCCAACACGCUUUCCAGCAGCGCCGGCAACUGCACGUUCAGAGACUCUACGCAGCCGGCCAACACGGACAAUGUGUAUGGCUCCAGGUCGUACUCCUACUUUUGUCGGGAAGAUUAUGAAGCGUCAAUUGCGGAUAUUCUGUAUACCAUCAAUGGAUUCAACUACCCGUUCCUGUGCCACGGGGAUACCAACUGCUUCUAUGACGUCAAGACUAUCCCCAGAAAUAAAACCAUCGCACCCGUCUGGGAGUAUGUAUGGGGAUCUCAGCAGACGGGGGUUCCUAAGGGACACACCCAAGUGAUGUGGUACUGGAAGAAGAUCUCUUAG